AUGUUGAAAAGUACUAAUCCGUUCACUACCGAAAAUGUUUUUGAUAGUAAUUUAAAUGUAGGUAAUACUACAAAUACCAUAAAUACUAUAAAUACUAUAGAAUGGUCGAGAAUUAAUAAAUUACCAUCAAUAGAAUCAGGUGUAUCUUUGCAAACUAUUGAUAGAAGUAUGUCUUCUUUAAGUACUAGUACAAGUAGUAGUACUAGUACUACAAGUACUGCUGAUAACAACGAUGACAUUACUUAUUUACAAACUGUCGAUCCUUUACCAGUAGAACCACCUUUAUAUGACUCGGUGAAUCCUUCGAGGAGAAUCACUUUCCCAGUAUACGAGACUCGUUCUAAUGAUAGUAAUUUACCAGUUUAUACGCCUGCAGUGGAUUGCUUGACAUUAGCCGCUAUCAGAUUGGAAUAUAUCGAUCCGGAGACUCAUGCUAGUCUCUUACGUUCCAAAGUUUGGUCGAAUUUUAUUGUAGAAAUUAAUUCUACACAAUUAAACCUUUAUGCUAUUGAUCCAAUGUUAACUUCAUCAAUAAAAAAUUACAGAGAUUCGGUGAAUCCAUUGACUAGUAAGAAAUUAUCUACACAACAACCUCAAACUCAUAGAUUUACAUCGGAAGAAAGGGAGAGAAUAUUAGAUACAAUUAAAACAACUCCGGAUCAAUUCUUGAAUAGUGCGACUCUGAGAAGAACGUAUACUUUACAACAUGCAGAGUUUGGUCUUCCAUCAGAUUUCAUUAGGAGGAAUAAAUUGGGACAAGAUCAAGUUAAUGUAUUAAGAAUUAGAUGUGAAAAUCAACAAUUUUUAAUUAGGUUGGCUGAUAUCGAUGAAUUAAUAAAUUGGUCUACAAAAUUAAGUGAAGGAAUCGCAGUCUCUUUGGAUUUACAAAUUAGAAAUAUUCCAGAUUAUAAAGUAUUCCCAAGAAGACGUAACAGACAUAGACAUCGUGAUAGAACAGAUUCUGUUACAUCUAGUGUUGUAUCAUCGCGUUCUGCAUCGCCAUCACGUGCUCCUUCAUCGUCGUAUCCUUUAUUUUUAGUCACGGAUUCCCCCGCUUCAACUUCGGGUUCGGACUCAGCCUCAGCCUCGGGUUCGGGCUCGGGUUCUCCUACAUUCUUAUCUAGAUCAUCUACAAACAUCUCAUCUACUUCAUCAUCGGGAUCAAUAUUUAGAUUACCAUCGUCCACUGCAUCUUCAAGCACAGGAAACAAUAUAGAGUCCAAUGGGAAGAACCUCAUUAUAAAGAGAGUCAUAGGCAUGUUUAACAAAAAGAAAACAAAUAGCGCUCGUAACAAUAAUAACUCUGUCUCGACUUUGACUUCCGUUUCUGUUUCUGCUUCUGCUUCGGUCUCAGCACUUAGAUCUAGAAGCGCAUCGAUUUCCAAUGUAUCACAAAGAACAGUGGCUGGUUCACGUUCAAAUAGAUCUGUCUCAGUGACUAAUUCAAUUAUGGAAACAGAAAGAUCUAUUCAACACCAUUCUAAUGAGAGACAAACUGUUAUACAUGAAAGAGAUGAAGAAGAUAUGGAUUUUUAUUCUGAUGAUGAGGAUGAUGUAGAUAACAAUGAAGAACUUGAUUUAGAUGGUGAGGAUAUUAAAUGGCGUCCUGUUCCAAAAAUCACUAAUCGGGAAAAACAUAUUAGUACAAGUCUACGUUGUCUACCUGUCUUCAAUGAGACUCAUAGUUGGCUGGGGAAAAUUAUCUUGAAGGAAUCUCAUAAUCCAACUAAAUACGAUACUAUUAAUUUACCAAUUUAUUUUAUCAAUACAGCAACAAUGUCAAAAGAAGGUACUCAUCAUAUGCGUAUUAAGAAUCAUUGUUUACAUCCAUAUGUAUUGUCUCCAAAUGGACUCAUUAAGCAUGGAUCAAAGGUAUUUGAUCUUUGGUACGAAAUGUACAAAUAG
Maudiozyma barnettii is the source of this 1905-nucleotide messenger RNA. RefSeq lists its product as uncharacterized. Bases 1 to 1905 code for a protein of 634 amino acids. NCBI's taxonomy places the organism in Eukaryota, Fungi, Ascomycota, Saccharomycetes, Saccharomycetales, Saccharomycetaceae. The transcript has a single exon. The record is from RefSeq and is a predicted model, not a curated record.